GGGGUCGAGCCCAGGAUGUGGGCGGGGCCAGAUGCGUCCCCUUCGCCCGGCGCCGGCCGAGCUGCGCAGUUUCAGGGCUGUCCUGCGGGCUGGGGAGUGAGGAGCCGCGGCGGCAGUCAACAUGGCAGCCGUGUUGAGGCGAAGCUGCGGGGUCCUGAGAAGUAUUUCUCGUUUUGACUGGAGAUUACAACAUACAAAAGCUGCCCCACAACGUGAACCAGGAUUGGGAUUUAAUUUUGAGUUCACUGAACAGCAGAAAGAAUUUCAAGCUACUGCUCGUAAAUUUGCCAGGGAGGAAAUAGUGCCAGUUGCUGCAGAAUAUGAUAAAACUGGCGAGUACCCUGUACCCUUAAUUAAAAGAGCCUGGGAACUUGGUUUAAUGAAUACACACAUUCCAGAGAGUUGUGGAGGUCUUGGACUUGGAACUUUUGAUGCCUGUUUAAUUACUGAAGAAUUGGCUUAUGGAUGUACAGGGGUUCAGACUGCUAUUGAAGCAAAUUCUCUGGGGCAAAUGCCUGUUAUUAUUGCUGGAAACGAUCAACAACAAAAGAAGUAUUUGGGGAGGUUGACUGAAGAGCCACUGAUGUGUGCCUACUGUGUAACAGAACCUGGAGCAGGUUCUGAUGUAGCUGGUAUAAAGACCAAAGCAGAAAAGAAAGGAGAUGAAUAUAUUAUUAAUGGUCAGAAGAUGUGGAUAACCAAUGGAGGAAAAGCUAAUUGGUAUUUUUUGUUGGCUCGUACUGAUCUGGAUCCUAAGGCUCCUGCUAAUAAAGCCUUUACUGGGUUUAUUGUGGAAGCAGAUACCCCAGGAGUACAGAUUGGAAGAAAGGAAUUAAAUAUGGGCCAGCGAUGUUCAGAUACAAGAGGAAUUGUCUUUGAAGAUGUGAAAGUGCCUAAGGAAAAUGUUUUAAUUGGUGAGGGAGCUGGUUUCAAAAUUGCAAUGGGAAGUUUUGAUAAAACCAGACCUCCAGUAGCAGCUGGUGCUGUGGGACUAGCACAAAGAGCUUUGGAUGAAGCUACCAAGUAUGCCCUGGAGAGGAAAACUUUUGGAAAACUGCUUGUAGAGCACCAAGGAGUAUCAUUUCUGCUGGCUGAAAUGGCAAUGAAAGUUGAACUAGCUAGAUUGAGUUACCAGAGAGCAGCUUGGGAGAUUGAUUGUGGUCGCCGAAAUACCUAUUAUGCCUCUAUUGCAAAGGCAUUUGCUGGAGAUAUUGCAAAUCAGUUAGCUACUGAUGCUGUGCAGAUUUUCGGAGGCAAUGGAUUUAAUACGGAAUAUCCUGUAGAAAAACUAAUGAGAGAUGCCAAGAUCUUUCAGAUUUAUGAAGGUACAGCACAAAUUCAAAGGCUUAUUAUAGCCCGUGAACACAUUGAGAAGUAUAAAAAUUAAUGAGGUUGCUAUAGAAACAUGAUUAAUUGUUGAGUAAUUAGAACAUGAUCCGCUAUUUAAGCUCCAGAAAAGAGAAAGGGCUCUAAGGUGUUUUCCUGUGAAAGUUUAAAAUAAGAACUUUUACACUAAACCUAUGCAACUGAUUCUAAUAGUUUUCUAUUUUUGCUUAACUUUAUGACUUGCUUUUUCUAAAAUAGAUUUGGUUUCAUUAAAAUUACAUGUUUUCCUUAGUACCACUGUACUUGAAUUGCAUUAACCUAAAAAAAUACGUUUUAUUAUUUUGAUCUCUUAAAGAAAUUCCGUGGAAUUUCAGUAUUUUUUCCAAUGACAGAAAAUCAGGCUUAUAAAAAUAUUCAGAAUGUUCCAAAAUUUACAUUGAGAAAAUACUAUAGGAUUUGGAUGCUAUCAGAUAACUUGCCAGUGACUUUGAAUACUUAAUGGUAUUGUAUUAGAGGAGUUCAUUUUACUACAAUUUGGAAAGCGUUUGUUUUUAGUUUUGUACAGUAAUAGUAAAAAAUUUUGAUUUUCAUAUUCUUCUAUUAUACAGUGACCAGAAUUACUUGAAAAGUUACUUGUUUAAUUCUGAGCCUGCAUUUCAUUUGCCUUAUUUAAUAUAAAUCAAUAAAAUUUGCCUUAAAUUACUUUUAUUACUCUAUUGGCCUCUGGGUAGCCUUUGGUCUGUUGAACACAAUAUCAUUCAUGUACCUGCGUUCUACAAAGAAACUUAAAUAUAAUGAUCUGUUCAGUGCUUAUCAGUGUAUCUGUUUGUAUUCUUUCCAGGGAGUUUUAGUACUUCAUCCAAUAGUGUAUACUUGAUUUAUUUACUAUAAUGGAAAAAAAGUCACGUUUUGAUUUUGAACUGUAUAAAGUUACCUGCCUGUUUUUCAUUAGAUUAUAUUGUGAUACCUCAGAAAAUAUAAAUAUAAAAUAAUGUAAGAACCAGAA
Equus quagga is the source of this 2332-nucleotide messenger RNA. It is a transcript of the gene ACADM, whose product is annotated as acyl-CoA dehydrogenase medium chain. Bases 122 to 1387 code for a protein of 421 amino acids. The transcript is spliced from 12 exons. The record is from RefSeq and is a predicted model, not a curated record. Lineage: Eukaryota; Metazoa; Chordata; Mammalia; Perissodactyla; Equidae. Gene Ontology annotation, biological process: medium-chain fatty acid catabolic process; fatty acid beta-oxidation. Gene Ontology annotation, molecular function: medium-chain fatty acyl-CoA dehydrogenase activity; flavin adenine dinucleotide binding. Gene Ontology annotation, cellular component: mitochondrion.